AUGAAGUCACGGGGCGGCUUGGCGCUGGGGGUUGUUAUCGCCUCCACGCUGUGCUGCGGCGGCAAGGGUUUUCACCAGCCGGGUGUGACCAGGAUCCAACAGCAGCAGCGCAGAUCGUCAGCGGCAACAUUCCAGACGGGAAGAAGCAGCAGCACCUCCGCCGGCACCAGGGGUCGCAGGAGGGCCGGCGGCGGCAGCCUCCGCGCCAAGCCGGCGGACCCGCCCUCCUCCUCGGCGGCCCCGGGUAAGGACAAGGAGGACGAGGAGCAGAGGAAGAAGAGCAGCGGCAGCAGCAGCAGCGGUGAUGACGAAAAGCUCCGCCGCCGCCGCCACCCUGGCCGUGGCGCCACCGGCGGCUUCGGCCGCCAGAACACGCUCAUCAAGCAGGCCGUCGAGGCGUGGGCCGACGAGUCGCUAGACCUUCGCCGUUUCCAGGGGAAGCGGGUUCACAUCUGCAAGGCCGAGACCUUGCCCGAAGUCCUGUCGGAGUUCUGGAGCCUGGCCUCGAUGAUGGCGCAGGAGAAGUACUCGGCGAUGGCCGGUGACCGCGACUACGCCGCCCACGCACUCUUCGUGGCUCCCCGCUGCGCCCUGCUCAAGGACUACGCGAUGAUGCGCCACCUGGACAAGGUCCUCGACUUCUGCUCCGGGGGGUGUAGCGACUUUGGCCGGACGGUGACCCUGCAGCACUACCACCCGGACUUCGUGCUCCCGCCCUCCCAGACCCGCAGCAGCAGUGCCGCCGCCGCCGUCGAUGACAACAACAAGGGCCUCUCGCGAUUUGUUAACUUCUCGCGCGCGCCGUACCCGACGUUCGGCCUCACCGCCGCGGCCGGGAGCCUGGUCCGCUCCGAGCCCAUCGAGAAGACCGACAAGAUCGGGCACCUGAGGCUGGACCUGGAGCUGGUCUACAACUCGGUGGCGGGGCGAAGCACGGACGACUGCGUGGAUUCUCACGGCUCGCCCCACGGGACGAUUCCGUCCUCCCCCGAAGAGGUACAAGACAAGGCAUUGGACUGGCUAUACAGCCUUCCCCCGGCCCUCCAGGCGGGACAAGAGGGGGCGGAGGGAAGCGUGGAAGAACGGGGCGCAGCAGGAGACGAAGCCGUUUCUACUGCUGCUAUCGUCAACGAGGAAGAGAAAGAGGCGGGGAGACGCGGGAGCGGCGCUUCGAACGGGCGAGGCGGGAGUUCUUCGUCCCUGACCAGCUCGUACGAGGGAGGGCUGGUGACAAGUGGCCUCAACUCGCCGGAAAAGGUGUACCACCCGGAGUUGGUGUGCGAUGGAGGCGUCAUCGAUAUCGACCGCCGUUCGCCGUACCCGACCCUGCUUCUCAAGCACUGCGGCCUAAAGGACGUUCUGUUCGAGCCGAGCGGGAACUACAGGCACGUCCUUCCACCUCUCAAGCUCCCGCUGGAGGACGAAGACAGCGAAGACGAGAGCGACAAUGCUACUGACGACCCAGAGGGAAACUCCUCUUCCUCCUCCUCCUCCUCCUCCUCCUCCUCCUCCGCCCCCCCCCCGGGCCCGUUUGGCGAGGUCUCCGCGGACGAUGCCCAGCUUUAGAGAGAGAGUCGUCUUUGUUGUUGUGUUUCUUCGGACAUACACCCAGUCGAGCGGGGGUCGGUUCCGCGUUGUCGGCGGUGGGUGCUCCAAUGAUGAUGGACAGAGCAGGCACGUACGUGUGGUUGACUACCGAGGGAGAUUUUCUGUCCGAUGUAUCGUUGGCGCGUGGUGGCUUCUGGAUUGUGUAAGUCCUGAACGAACCGAGGUUUGGUUGUGUUUGUUGUCGCGCUGACUGACGAUGUCGGCCCCUCUGGGAGGGAAAGGCGAUUUCACACGUGCUGUGUGGUGUGGUAUGUACCACAAGUUUUUGGGUGGGUGCGCUGGCUUUUGCCGAGCGAGAGGCCGCGGACGCACUCGAUGAGACCAUCGGCCAAUCGGAGAGCGGCGGCUGCCUU
This is a messenger RNA of Ectocarpus siliculosus, 1961 nucleotides long. NCBI's taxonomy places the organism in Eukaryota, Phaeophyceae, Ectocarpales, Ectocarpaceae. The record is from the annotation of a GenBank genome assembly.